AUGUCUACUACUGCAUCACCCAGCAGCAAGAAGUGCCACAUCAUCAGCAUCCCACCAGAGCUCCGCCUCGAGAUCUACGAGCAUUACUUCAAGGACUUCGAACUCGACUUCAGCAACAGACCCAGUCCCGAGCACGCCGGCAAGUCUGUCUCGCAGUGUCCACUUCUUCACACAUGUGCACUUUUCCGGACCGAGGCUCUAGCUCCUUACAAGAAGUAUCUCGAGGCUUGCAACAAAGCGGCUAAUGUGGCCUUGUUCAGCUUUCGAGAGCAGACCCUUGAACAGGCUCGAGGCGCGGAUCAGGGUGAUAGGGCUAGAUAUGAGCUGGGCUUCAGGGAUGCGUGUGACCGGGUUAACAAGAAGCGGCACGAGUGGAACGCGGCGCACAUGGCGCAUGCGCGAGAGCUGUGCAGGGUCGAUUGGAUUGAUUUCAUGGCUGUCCAGGCGGGUUGGGUGAGGUCGAGGGGGAGUGAAGAGGUGGCGAGCAUGUGA
Molecule: messenger RNA, 492 nt
Organism: Fulvia fulva
Lineage: Eukaryota; Fungi; Ascomycota; Dothideomycetes; Mycosphaerellales; Mycosphaerellaceae
Exons: 1
Coding region: 1-492 (163 amino acids)
Source: RefSeq, a predicted model, not a curated record